AUGAUAGUCAUCCAACAUGCUGUUAUAGAAACAAGGCCAUGCUCAUGAACCCAAAAAAUUGUCCUCCCUCAUAAACGGCACUGACUGCCACUGGAUCACACCUACAGUGUUAAUGCGUUUUGGUACACCAGAAGUACCUACAUUAAUUUCUAAUGGAACCCUGUGUUUGCCUUCUUGCAGUGCGUUCUGUGUGGCACAUACAUUGGAUUUAUCUAAUAUGCAUCAAACUGUGUGCGUAGGAGGCUCGACAGAAAUGGUAGCAGAAUGAUUACGUUUUGCACAUCCAGAUGAUGCUACGUCCCAUUUUGCGCAAUGACACCGUCGGUGUGAUCGAGGCGUCAGAUUGAGAUUGAUUCUGUGGCGCUUGCCAAACAGAGCGCACUCAAAGUUAGGAGAAGCAAGCCCCCUAGAAACCUUUUUAGGCAUGACACUGCAUGCUUACUGGUGAUAUUACUGCUCCUACUUUAUCAGAAGUGGAUUCAAAUUGAGGCUGACCAUACAACUGUGUAAUGUUUUUUUGGGAGAAAAAGUAACCUGAUGGAGUUUAUGGACGAUGCAAUCGUUUGUUCUCCUCGCUUCUCUGUGUGGAUGCGUCCUUUGCUCAGUCUGGCCUUAUCAGAUGCAGUGUUACCACUGUGAAGAGACUCUGUUGGACAAUGACUGUUCAGCUCCAAAGUUCAUUGUCAACUGCACAGCAAACAUCCAGAAUGCCUGUCAGAAGGAGGUUAUUGUGGGUGAAAAUGGUGUGAUUUACAGGAAGGCCUGUGCCUCCUUCUCCACCUGUCUGAUUGUUUCAGCAGGGUAUCAGUCUUUCUGUGUCCCUGGUCGGGUGGGCUCUGUCUGCAUUAGCUGCUGUAACACCCCCCUCUGCAACGGACCCCGCCCCCCCAGGAUCUCCCUGGCCCCCAGCCAUCCCCCCACCAGACCCACUGCGCUCCUCCUCAUCAUCACUGUUUCCAUGGCAACACUGCCCUGAUAUGGACACUGGUAUUGGCUAGAUUGGACUGAAUGUUCUCAGGUGUGGAGGUGCCUGGUGUUGGAGCAAACACUGUCCUGAGAGAUGACUGGACAGGGAUUCUGAAAUCAAAGCAACAGAGCUGUCCGACACAUACCGGUCCAUUGACGGGAGUGAGAAAUUUAGGAAGUAUAUUAAAUCUGACCCAAAAGUUCAUAAAAAUAUGUUGCAUCCAUAGUAAAUUACACUUUAAUCAUUAGUGCAGACUGCACCGAAUCAAAUAGUGUUUAUACCCCAGAGAUGACAGGGUACAUUCAGUACUAUACAUAAUGUUUACAGUUAGGAUGACACACUUGGUGUACAAAAAAAUUAGGAACACUUUCUAAUAUUAAGUUACACUCCCUUUUGCCCUCAGAACAGCCUCAAUUCAUCAGCGCAUGGACUCUACAAGGUGUCGAAAGCGUUCCACAGGGAUGCUGGCCCAUGUUGAUGCCAAAUGCUUCCCACAGUUGUGUCAAGUUAC
This is a messenger RNA of Oncorhynchus mykiss (rainbow trout), 1478 nucleotides long. Its product is annotated as ly6/PLAUR domain-containing protein 1. Gene Ontology annotation, molecular function: acetylcholine receptor inhibitor activity. Gene Ontology annotation, biological process: acetylcholine receptor signaling pathway. Lineage: Eukaryota; Metazoa; Chordata; Actinopteri; Salmoniformes; Salmonidae. The record is from RefSeq and is a predicted model, not a curated record.